AUGAAUAUAGAUGUUCUCAUACCAGAUGAUAAACUCCAUCUACCACAGGGCCUGGUUGUGACAUCAGGAGCACAAUUUGCCUCUAAUUUAUACAUAGGAUUGGCAAAUGGAAGUCUAUCGGUGCUAAAAGUCAACGAAAGAGAAGCCGAACCGAACCCUGUUUUUAAGACUAUCCGAGGUUCUAAAUCUUUCAAUGAAGUAAAGCAACAAUUUUCCAGAAAGUCCGAUACACAUUCAUUAAUACUCGACACCACGUUCCGUAAUACUACCGGAGAUAAUCGUCCAAUUGAAAAAAUUGAGUGUUUUCAGCUCGAAUCGUCAGGUCCACUUUAUGUUCUCAUAUCAAAGACGGACAGUAUACGAUUAUUUGAAAGAGUUGACUCACAUUUGAACUUGAUUCAGGAACUAAGUGAAGUGAAGCCAUGCUACGAUUCCUGUCUUUUUCGGGCCCCUAAAGGUCAGCUAUACUUGCUUGCAGCCGUGAAGAAGAAAAUAAUCGUUUUCACCAUAACUUCAAAAGGCCACAACAAGAUACAGGUACAGCUUCACAAAGAGAUAACUGUCAAGGAGAGAAUAAAGCGAAUUGUUGCUACUCAAGAUGAAAUACUCAUGGAGCUUGUGAACGACUAUAAGAUUCUCAAUGCCAACUUUCAGAUUUCAUCCCUUCCUGUGAACGAAGCAGACCUUCAAAAUUUUGCCCUGGCUUCUUCAUUCAGCUACUUUAGCCUCUCAAAUUCAGGACCUCAGUCAUUCGUGCUUCCCAUAAAGAACUCGAAGUUUUUGCUUAUGAAGGAACAACAAACGGCACUUUUAGACAUCAAAGGCAAAAGUUUCAGUCCCUCAUUAAUGAAGUCAGCGCCAAUCCCCGUAUCAAUAACCUUCAUUUCCCCCUCAUAUGCGCUACUUGUAUAUCCAAAAAAGAUGGAGGUAGUGGAAAUAUAUACUGGUGAAGUGAUUCAGACCUAUAACCAUCAAGCGAAUUCAAAUUCGAUACUAACGACUCGCUUUAACGACACCUUGAUCUUCGCCACUGGUAACGACAUUUUAAGCUUUUCGAUAACUGACCAAGAUAGCCAAUUGAAGCAGUACCAGAUAAUAGCGCACUCUCCCUCACUGGUUCACAAAUCAGACCCCAAGAGUGAUGUGAGAUUGCUAAGCAUAAUGAGAGCAAUUCAGCUUUUAAAGUCAGGUUACGAGUUCCAAAGUCCUACUUCUCAACCUCUGUAUUCAAAAGAGGUUCUAUUACGCAUACGACAAUUAUACAGCUUGCGAGCGAAAAUCGUCUUUAAGCUGUACCACCGAUACCACGAGUCACUUGUUGAUAUUGGGUCGGAAUGGGUAUUAAACUACAAGGACAUACUUAGCUUGUUCCCCAACUUUCUCAACGGUGGUGACCAUAGUGGAGACUCAGAGAAAGAUGAUGAUAACACUUUGAAACUGAUAACCUUGCAAGAGCUCUCAAAGAGCAAGGAGUUUGGCUCUCAAACAGGAGAGUCAGGCACUGAGCAGGAAGGACCACAAGGAGAUACUCGAAGUAGGGAAUCCCUCAUGUUGAAAAAGUUCACGAAGGCAGUGAACAAUUUAAUCAUCUACCUCACAGAUCAAAGACGUAUAGUGCUUACAUUUUUGAACGAUUCGAGUGCUAAGAUUGACUGGAAAGGAGUCAGCUUAGUUCCCGAAGAUUUAUUUGGAGAAGAAAGCGCUAGUGAACUUCAAAAAGCAGCCGUUGCCAUUGAUACGUCGUUGUUUCUUUGCUAUUUCCACUUGAAGCCGAUGCUUUUGGGCCCACUUCUACGUCUUCCGAACAAUUUUUGCAACUCAAAGGUCGUCAAUGAAUGUUUGAUUAGUGGGUUACACGAACAUAACGCAAACCCUGUUUUCAUUAAGGAGCUUCUUGACUUUUAUUUUACGAGAAACUUACAUAGAGAGGCAUUGGAGAUGCUCCACGACUUGGCACACAAGGAUAUCACCGACCAUGAAGAUCAAUUUGACGAGUUUUUGAAUGGUCCUUCAUUGACAAUACAGUACCUUCAGAAACUCACUAAUCUGGAGCUAGAUCUCAUCUUUGUAUUUGCUUGUUGGGUUUUAAAGGAGAACUCUGAUGACAUGAUGGAGAAUGGAAGGUUGAUCUUCAUGAACGAUACCUUUGAAUGUGAGAGUUAUGACAAUUUUAAGGUCCUUGAGUUUCUUACCGGAGGGAAUGGCAUGUUUCACAAUGACCUUCUUGCUAUUCGCUACCUCGAAUGGCUCCUCAGCGAGACCGAUAUACUUGACAGCAAAGAAAACAAAAAUCAUAUGAUAGCGAAGUUUCAAACCAAAUUAUGCCUACUUUACUUGGAUGUGCUAUACAAUGAUUUUGAUCAAGAGGUUUACGACAAGCUUUACAAGUUCUUACAGAAAUCUUCCCUGUAUGAGCCAUGGACGAUUCUCAAACGUAUAAAAACGACGGAUGACCGGUACUUGAGACUCACAGUCUUCAUAUACAAACUACUUGGGGAGCAUGACAAGGCUGUUGACGUUCUAUUUGGUCAGCUCAAUGAUUUUGAGAGUGCUAUGCAUUAUGCUGCAGAUAUUCAUCAGAUGCAUUCAACCGAGGAGCCUCAAUCUGGCAACAAUGAAGAACUAGGAAAAAGGCUUCUUUUCAAGUUACUCGAAGAUCUCCUUAUGGACUAUCGCGAGAAUAUGGACAAGAUCGAAUGUCUACUUGAACUUCAUGGUUCGAAGAUGUCAGCAUUGCACAUUCUUGCGUCACUUCCAUCUCUGUUCCCACUCGCCCGUCUUUCAACUUUUUUGAGGACACACUUGCUAAGAUUAAAACAAACUUCACAAGAUUCAAGCUUACAGUCUCAAUUGAACAAGGUGGGAAUGAUUAAAAUUCAGCAUGAACUUGCAACCACUGAGGGAAAAGCAUACAAGAUAAAUUCUGGAAAACAGCCAUGUGCCAUCUGCCGAAAAAAGUUAGGAUAUGGUGUCUUCACGAUAGACUCAAACGAACAUAUAGUACAUUACAGUUGCUAUAAGUAG
Molecule: messenger RNA, 3024 nt
Organism: Meyerozyma guilliermondii ATCC 6260
Lineage: Eukaryota; Fungi; Ascomycota; Pichiomycetes; Serinales; Debaryomycetaceae
Exons: 1
Coding region: 1-3024 (1007 amino acids)
Biological process (GO): vesicle-mediated transport; autophagy; endosomal vesicle fusion
Cellular component (GO): cytoplasm; fungal-type vacuole membrane
Source: RefSeq, a predicted model, not a curated record